AUGGAAGGUUCGUUUUCCAAUGUCAUGAACCACACCGACCGGAACGACCUAGGCAAUCCCCCGAUGGUUAUCCAGCAGUAUGCGAGAUACCCGCCCGCUCUGGAGCCUGGGUUGCAAAGCGCAUCCUCACUGGGAAGCGCCCCCAGUCGGCUACCAGCCUCCAAAUCACCCCCGCUCAACCGCAAGGAGACGCCUCGCAGUUUGCAGGCAUCACCGACAGGCGUGCGAUCGGGAGUUCCCCCAGCAUCAGCACCCACCACGCGCUCAGGUCCCUCCAUGUCGCCCCCUAUGUUCGACCCUCUUCGCCAAAGGGCACCCAGAGAGUCGAUUGCUGACCAGCCAGAAUCUCGGUCGCUGCCAUCUCGCGAUAUUAAGGAUGAUACCAUCGACGAUGCCUAUGUGAAUUUUAUCUUUUACUGCAACCCCAAUGUUCCUCUUUCGGUAGAUACUAGCGAGCUACGAAAGACAUUCCGAUCGCCUCCCCGAAGCGAUGGCAAGAGCUUCAGUAUUUUCACCCUCUGGGAACUCAUUCGGAAACUUGACAACAAAGAACUGAAGACUUGGAUCUCUCUCGCCACUGAGCUUGGGGUCGAGCCGCCUGUAAUGGAAAAGGGACAGAGUACGCAAAAGGUUCAACAAUAUGCGGUCCGUCUAAAGCUUCCUGCGAACAAUGCAGUUGUCAGCGACAGCCGCGACGGUGUCCCAUUAGAGGAGGAUCUAGCGCUGAGAGCUCUUGUGCCCCAGUGGAAACCAAAACGGGGCAGGAAAAGGGCCGAUGAAAGAGAUUUUGGGCUUGACAGAAUAUCCAAGCGACCAUCCUUAGACACUUCCGUUGGCAUCCUACAUCCCGGCUCGUUUCCCUCGCACUCCGCCACAUUCCCUCACAGUGCUAUUCCAUUUAGCGCUUUCCCCGAUGAAAUGGAACCUAAUGAUCCGUGGGUAGCUGCUUCGUCAACGUUUACCGCUGGGUCUUCGGAGCCAGCGACCAGCCAACAGGGGCAAGAUGGUCGUUGGAAGCCACUUGAUCGCAUUGCAUCUCCCGCCGGUUAUCCACAGUCAGCCAUUAUGCCUCGAGGUCAUCAUCCACCCGAGGUCUACAUGCAUCCCAUCGAACCACGAUCUGCAGUCACGCCCUCAUCGGGUGAUAAGCCACGUCCCAAAAGACGACAUGGCCCUGCAGUGUCAUCCGCAUGGCCUAACAAUACCGGAUCAUCCACUGGCAAGACUCGCGGAAGGCCACCAAAUAGAGGGACCGUCUCUGGGCCCUUUUCUUCGUUCCCGGUUAACCCCAAUCGCACUGAUCCUCCUCAUGUGCAACAUUCCAAUGUUAGGCCUUCGCCUACCUUCGUUGUCGACCAUGACUCUUCUAGGAGAUUCUCUCAAUCUCAGUACCAACAAUCCCCCACCCCGCUCCCUGGCGGUCGGCCAAACAAGCUGCAAUUGCAGGUACCGCAUCACUCGGGCGCGCCUGUGCGCCUUGCCACCCCGCCAACACUGAUGGUCAAUGGCGUCAACAACCCAUCGAACUCUUUGAAGGUCGAGGAAAACCAGCGAAACGGGGCUUUAGCACCCCAUCAAAUGAAUACCACAAUUGCUCCUAAUCCUCCAAUUCCUACGGCUCGAAACGGUCAUCCUGUAAAUGCAGAUAUAAUCACCGAAGACGCUGUGCGGGUAUUAACGAGUGACUUGCUGCGAGCCAAAGUCACCGGCCGCCCAGCGCCUCUCGGUGCUGAGGAGGCACGGAGCUUGGCAGUGACCAUAUUGACGACCCUAACGGCGUCAUAUUCCCAAACCCCAUUUGGGUUUCCAGUUCUAAUGUCCGCGCUUCAUCUUGGGCUAGGACACCAUUUCGGUUACCCAGGGGUCACGGAGAGUACCAUGAUCGUCCACGUCGAACUGGCCCCUGUCCCAUCCGCUCUCGUGCAGGGGGCUCCGGGCCCUGAUGGGACGCAGUCAAAUUUCAUAUACAGCGUAGCCCAUGAAUACAAGCAUGGGCUUCGUUUUAAAACCAGAGUGACGUACGGAGAUUUCGCUCUCGGAAAAGGCGAUAGCAACAAGCGUGAAAGCAUAUCCAGGGCCACUGAGGAGCUUGAUAAUAACAUUACCGAGGUGGAUAGUCUGGAUGAUGCAGAAUUCGAAGUAGACGGAGCGGAUGGUAAUGUGUCCGAAAUGACCUGGAAACAACGGUACAUGAAGGCCCGGGCUCAGUUGCAGAAGAAGGAGCGCUCGUUGUCCCUGUACAAGCGCAAGAUUCUCGAGUCGGUCAUGACGGAUAUUUAA
Messenger RNA from Aspergillus tanneri, 2280 nucleotides. RefSeq names its product putative ARS binding protein Abp2 (gene abp2). The record is from RefSeq and is a predicted model, not a curated record. The coding region runs from base 1 to 2280 and encodes 759 amino acids. Lineage: Eukaryota; Fungi; Ascomycota; Eurotiomycetes; Eurotiales; Aspergillaceae. Gene Ontology annotation, molecular function: DNA replication origin binding. The transcript is spliced from 2 exons.